AUGUCCAAAUCUCAAAACAGCAUGCUCGUGAAAAGCCUCAACGCACUGGUGGUUACACACAGCAUUCUCGUCGAGGACGUGGACGUGGACGCGGAAGUUACGGUAAUCGUCAAACCACUUCCAAUCCACCCUAUCCAAGCUAUCAAAAUGAAGGAACUCAGAAUCAAGGAUAUCGCUAUCCUCCAAGAUCUCAAGGCAACUAUCAAGGACGAUCUUCUGGAGCCAGUUCUCAAACCCAAGGACGCUUUGGGCAACGAAACCAUCAAACAAAUCGACCUCCGAAACCCUCAAAACCAUCAUUAUGCUGAAUCGCAUUACAAUCAAGACGGAAGUCAAGCCGAAGGCUCAGUUCCUGCUGGAACGUAUUACAACGAUCAGGAAGCGGAAUGCUUCGUUCCGGUUGGAACUGUCCCCAAAGUGGGCCAAGGCGGAAUGCCUUCUGCCGAAGAGCAGCAUGAUCAAUAUUUCGUACAAGGCCAAUUCGUCCAACCUCGUGAACAACAAGAAAUGUAUCCUCCUCCUGAAGACUCGUAUCCUCCAAAUGACUUGUAUCCUCCAACGGAUGAUCAAGGCUAUUAUCCAUACAAUGAUGCCUCUGAACAUUACCAUUACUACGAUGAAGCUCAUUGA
This is a messenger RNA of Cylindrotheca closterium, 630 nucleotides long. The record is from the annotation of a GenBank genome assembly. Lineage: Eukaryota; Bacillariophyta; Bacillariophyceae; Bacillariales; Bacillariaceae.